This is a messenger RNA of Carassius auratus (goldfish), 1930 nucleotides long. Its product is annotated as WD repeat-containing protein 76-like. Gene Ontology annotation, molecular function: protein binding; DNA binding. Gene Ontology annotation, cellular component: nucleus. Bases 221 to 1777 code for a protein of 518 amino acids. The record is from RefSeq and is a predicted model, not a curated record. Gene Ontology annotation, biological process: regulation of DNA damage checkpoint. NCBI's taxonomy places the organism in Eukaryota, Metazoa, Chordata, Actinopteri, Cypriniformes, Cyprinidae. The transcript is spliced from 15 exons.
AUUACGACUAAAGUUAAGGAAAGUAUCUCCAGAUUAAACUGGAUGUUGUCUCUCCUGAAGAAGAGAUGAUAAUAUUAAAACUGCUUUAUACCUGCUCUUUGGAUUCAAUAUUGGGGCACAACAUCGAAGAACUUUUUUGAAAGAAAAUAACAUCAAUCACUGUAACGUUAAACGUCGAAUGUAAACCGAAUCGGAGAGGACACCGCUUCAGGAUCCAGGAAUGGACGGGCCCGUGCGUCGUACAUCCCGGAGAAUCCGAGAAAAACAAAACCAAGAAAAGAACCAAAUUUUAUCCCCAAAAUGUCUGACAUUUAACUCUGAGAAAAAUGACAAUGAGGAAGAAGAUAUUGAAGAGGCAGAAGUAAACAAUAAGGAAUCUCUCCCAGGCUACCGUGAGGGUUUGUCUAAAUAUGAGCUGGAGCGACUGGAGAAUAUCAGACAGAACCAGGCCUUCCUCAAUUCCCUGAAUUUACCUGAGAUUUCUGAAGCUCUGAGACCCAAGCCGAAACCUACUCAGAAAGGCCUGAAAAGGGUAAAGACAGAACCAGAGAUACUCCCUGUUCGCAAGUCACUACGGUUACAGAAUAAGGGUCCUCAGACAACCCUUACUCUAGACACAACCUCUUAUGCAGCCAGAGAGCCUGAAGAAAAACCCAAAAAAGCCCCCGGAACAAUACCACUCGAUCCAAUCAACAUGGAUCAGCAUGUCAGGCUGCCAGAAGAUUUGGUAAAACUCUGGAAUGAGGUCCCAUUAAAAAAAGUAACGGGAACAUCAGAUUUGAUAUCGUACCAACAAAUGCUGCAGAAAUUAUCUAUCAAUGACAGCUGUGUGGUGAAAGUUGUGAAAGAUCGGAUCUGUUCAGCAGCUUUUCACCCCACCUCUUCCAACUUGCUCAUGGCAGCAGGAGACAAGUCAGGCCACCUGGGGCUCUGGAAGCCGGAUGCUAGUUGGGGCAAUGAUGGUGUAAUCUACUUUGAACCUCAUUCCCGUGCAAUUACCAGCAUGGCCUUCUCAUCUCACCCUUGCAACCUCAUCACAGUGAGCUAUGAUGGCUCUGCACGCAGCAUGGACCUGGAGAAAGCAGUGUUUGAUGAGGUGUAUCGCUCAUCCUCUGGCCUGAAAAGUUUUGACUUUUUGUCAACUGACUGCUCCACUUUAUUACUUUGUGAAUGGAAUGGGGAUGUUGCCGUCGUUGACCGUAGAACUGAGAAAAUAAAUGCAUCUCUGUAUACUAUGGCUGCAAAUCCUCUGCGCUGUGUUCAUGUCCAUCCUGUGCAACAGCACUACUUUGUAGUGGCAGAGGGCAGAUUUGUAAACACAUAUGACUUGCGCCAUCUGAAAAGAACAAACAAUCUAGCAGUUGGUGAACUCAACGGUCACAGCCGCAGUGUCUCCAGUGCCUUUUUCUCCCCACUCACAGGGAACAGAGUUCUGACCACUUGUAUGGACAACACGAUCAGGGUGUUUGACACUUCCCUAAUUAAUGGCAGAUCUCCUGUCCUAAAAUCAAUUACGCACAACAUGCAGACGGGUCGGUGGUUGUCCAAGCUAAGUGCAGUAUGGGACCCCAAGCAGCAGGACUGCUUUGUGAUUGGCAGCGUGGACAGGCCUCGCCGAAUUCAGGUAUAUCACGAGAGCGGUCGCUGCCUUCACACUUUUCGAAACAUGGACCACCUGACCACAGUGUGCUCCAUCACGGCAUUCCACCCAAGCAGGAACACUCUUCUGGGAGGCAAUUCAAGUGGGAGGCUGCACAUAUUUACUGACCGCUUCUAGAAACUAGAAAAUAUCAAAUUCUUUAUCUGUUUGUUGAUUUGUGUUUGUUUCCUGCUUCCUUUUUUUCCCCUUUUUUGUACACACAACAGUGUUUUCUUGAAUGAUUGCUUUUAUAAAAUAUGCUGUUUUUUGUUUUGUUCCUGUUACAUUAAA